GAUUUUUUUUCACACACUCACACAGAAGCCUGCUUGUGGCGUCCCUCCUCCUCCUCCUCCUCCUCCUCCUUCUUCUCCUCCUCCUGCUCCUGUGGGGAGUAAAAAAGAGAAGACUUCUAUCUCCUCCGAUCGUGGAUUCUCCGCUGGCGCCGCCACGCCACGAAAGGAAUUAGGAUUUUUUGGGGGGGUUUUUGUUGUUGUUGUUUUGUCGGUUGGGGGGGGGGAGGCGUGGAAAAAAAAAAGAAUCCUGAAAGAGAGAUUUAAAAAAAAAAAAAGCAAGAUACAUUCCUGGCUGGGUUACAUUGUGCGGCUGUGCUAAGAAAGGCGGCUAUUAAUAGCUCCGUGCAAUUUCUCGUAAACUAUAGCAAGUACUGCAUGGGAUUGUGAGGGACAAUCGCACGCGUGGAAUACCCCACUUUUUUUCCCCGAGCGUGGAAGAAGUUUGGAGUUUUUUUUUUUUUUUUUAAAUCGCAGCCAUGGAUUAUUAUUAUGAUUAUCAUUACGAUCUUCAUCUCAGGCUGAUCUUCUCUAAAUGGCGUGGAUGUGUCCGCCUGACCUGGAUUGGGAUCGUGUUUUGAUCCCCGCGUGGAUUUAUUCUCACAUUGCAUUCGAUCAUGGGCUCAUUCUUCACCCUGAAUACGCCCAUUUGCUACUAAAAGGCAGCCUUUCUCCGAUUUAUCUGGACUACCUUUUGUGUGUAUUCUGUGUGCGUGUGUGUGUGGAGUGGACCCACUCCGGACGGACGGGACCCCCUUUAUUUGGCGUGGGGUGUUGAUGUAGGAUUUGGACAUGCCUAACGCUGAGGAGCCAAAACUGGGACCAUUAUGACGACAACGACGAACUGGGUGGCUAACGGGGCAAGCCUUGAGGACUGCCACUCCAACAUCUUCUCUCUGGCGGAUUUGACCGGCAUCAAAUGGCGUUGCUACAGUUUCCGCGGCGGCGGCGAGUACGGGCCAGUGAUCUCGGCGCCCGCCCAGGACGACCCGGUCCUGCGCAGCUUCAUGCGCUGCGUGCAGGCCAACCUGCUGUGCGUGUGGCGCCGCAAGAUCAAGCCCGACGCCAAGGAGCUGUGGAUCUUCUGGUGGGGGGACGAGCCCAACCUGUCGGAUGUCAUCCAUCACGAGCUGGAAGUUGCCGAGGAGGGGCUCUGGGAGUGCGGGCUGUCGUACGAGUGCAGGACCUUGCUGUUUAAAGCCGUUCACAACUUGCUGGAAAGGUGUCUGAUGGACAAAGGCUUCAUGCGUGUCGGGAAAUGGUUCUUUAAGCCGCACGAGCUGCAGGGAAAGUCUCUGGGCAGCAGCGAGCACCUAUCAUGUUCCUUCUCGUUCUUCCUCCACGGGGAGAGCAACGUGUGCACCAGCGUGGAGAUCGCCCAGCACCAGCCUGCGUACCACGUCACGGAGCAGCACGUCCGCCUCGCGCAGACCUCCGCCCCGCCGAUACAAGUGAUCCUGAGCCCGUACGGUCUGAGCGGCACUCUGACGGGCCAGGCCUACAAGAUGAGCGACCCGGCGGCACGCAAGCUGAUGGAGGAGUGGAGCUACUUCUACCCCAUGGUCCUGCGCAGAAAAGAAGGGGGCGCGGAGAGGGAAAAGGAAGACCCGGCCUACGAUCGCAACUGUCACGCGGCAGUAGAGGUGGUUGUAGGUGGAGUAAGGAUGACCUACCCAGCUGCUUUGGUGUUGAUCGCCCAGAGCCAGCUGCCGGUGGAGCCGCCUCCACCUGCUCCUGCGGCUCAGGGCCUCGCCAGAGAAAACCAGAACCACUGCAGCGUGCCGCUCACGCCGCCAACAUCGCCGGAGCAGCCCUGUUCGGCGGACAGCGGGUUCUUAACGUCCGCCUCCAGCGUCCCGACGCCGGACAGCAACAUAGGCGUCGCCAGCCUCAGCCCAAAGCAUUCUGGGAAGAAGCUCACCUGUCAGGUGGUGCACCAGGCCUGGAGGGAGUGUUACCUCAGCCAGCCUCAUUGCGUACGAAAACAGCCGGCUGACGCCACGCCGAGCAAGGAAGUGGCGAACGGGGUAACGACGUGGGACUUCAAUGACGCGGGCGCCAGAGCGCCGUGCAGCUGCUCCAGGUUGAAGCAACAGAAGGUGACCACCAACACCUCCAACCCUCAAACGAGUGCCAAUCCAUCCUCCGGAUCCUCACUAUACCCUCCCUCUUUACCCAAACACAAGAGCAGUGACAAGGCAGACAAGGCUGACAAACAGUCCAAAAGACCAUCCACGAUCCCCUUCCACCAUCGUGUAUCUGUCACCCAGGAGACCCCCCUGGAACAGGACUCGCCCGGGGGUCACCAGCUCAGUAGUUUGGUGGCACUGGAGCCUCCCUUCGAGCCUCUCGGCACCAUGGCGAGCUGCAAGUAUCCCAAACCGCUCUCCAACGACAGGAAAGCUCCGGAGUCCCUUCUCCUGUCGCCGAUGUCCCCGCUUCCUCCCACGCUCAGCCCGCAUCCCAGGGCGCAGGACCCGGACAUGCACAUGUGUCCGGAGGCGGCCUCGGGCAUGGGGUUCAUGACCAGCGAGACGGUGGCGUACACGGCCUUGUUGAAACAGAGGGAGAACGAGGUGGGCUGGUGGAGAGGCUUUAGGACUCCCAGCAGUGAUAAGGUGGACUUCAGACCCCCAGAAGUCCUGGCUGAUAAACUAGACGAGGGGAAGACGGACACGGUCCCGGACGGAGCGUCGUUAAAGAGACUUUACACGCAGACGCACAAGAGAUUUAAGAUCUCAGACGAGAGGGUGCGGGACCAUGUCCAAACCCUGGGCCUGCUCCAGCAGCCGGGUGCGGAGGCACUGCGCGAGCCAGGAGAUGAUCCUUACGACUUUAAGGAAGGCGACAUCGAGUACACUUUCUCCUCCUCCAAGAGAUUAAAGAGUCAAGGGCGGGAAUCCAGCAAGCGAGCCAAGGGUGACGAGAUCAACAGCAACGGGACGCUGCCGGAUGGAAAAGACGCCAUGUCCAUUUUUAACUCCGCCCCCAAAUCAGACGAGUCCAGUCAGGACGACAGCGCCGCCAAAGCCAAUCCUUCGCUGACCAGAGAAAAAGAUCUGGUGGUCAACAUUUCCGACCUGGACAACAUAUUUGAUGAAGAUGAGGAAGAGCUCGGGACGGUGUACCCCAACCAGCACUCAACCAAACCAGCAGUAUCUACAGAAGAUCGUCCUUUGGGGAAAGAAGGCCGAGCGGCAGUACCGUAUCCAUCGACAGUAGCAGACCUCCAGCGUAUGUUCCCCACCCCGCCCUCGCUGGAGCAGCAUCCGGCCUUCUCUCCCAUCAUGACGUACCGCGACACCCCCAGCCAGGAGCCCCCGCCGCCCAGCGGCGCGGCCGACCACCUUCUGCCGGCAGCCAACAGCCAGCUACCGGAAUUUCGGACGGAGACGGAGGAGGGCAUGGCUAGUCCCCGACAAGACGACUACAAGACGCAGGUGGUCUCCUCCAUGUUCGCCCCACUCUCCUGUCUACCCAGUCAGACCUUAGCGCCGCUCAAGAUACCCGAGCAGUGCUACUACCGCCCGUCCUGGGUCGUCCUACCCAAAAUGGAGCACAUCCCAGCUCACGUCUUACACGCGCAGAGCAACGCAUUCAUCAGGGAUGGAUACAUAAACAUCCCAAGCGUGGGCGCCCUCACCGACCAGGACUACAACCAGAUGAGCGGCACCACGGCCUCAGUGAGCACCACCAUGGGGAUCCUCCCCUCCCCGGCCACCCCUCGUUUCUCCGUGCCCACGCCGCGGACCCCUCGCACGCCGCGGGGCAUGAACCCCGCCAGCUCGGGCCAAAGCUCGGUGAAGCAGGACGGCACGGAGCUGAGCUCCCCAGUCUCCACCCCGUCCACCAGCCUGCCCCUGAGCUCGGUGGAGCACCUGGCCCGGCCCGGUGCCUGCCUCCCCGAGACCCACAGCCUCUACGCCGUACUCCUCCUCUCCGACUCCGUCCUCAACGUCUUCAAGGACCGCAACUUUGACAGCUGCUGCAUCUGCGCGUGCAACAUGAACGUGAAGGGGGCGGACGUCGGGGUGUACAUCCCCGACUCCACCUGUGAGGACCAGUACCGCUGCAUGUGCGGCUUCAGCGCCAUUGUGAACAGGCAGCUGGCGCACGGGACGGGCCUCUUCCUGGAAGACGAGCUGGAUAUUUACGGCCGCUCCUCCGAGGUGGGCCGGGCGGCUGAGAGGAGACUCGCGCUUUGUCGCCGGGACCCCACUUUGGGCGACCCCAAAGCAAAGAGAGCGCAGGAUGCGGCGCCCGCCUCGUCGUCGGUCAUGAUCCUCCUCCAGGAGCAGUCCUCGCAGCCUAUAUCGUCCCUGGCGUCCCUGCACCUCCCUCACGGCUACUCCGGCUAUUCCCGUAAAGGGGCGCUGCUCCAGAGCUGGUCGUCGGAGAAGCAGUGGGCGGACGGGAGCGACACGUGUGUAGAGUGCUACAAUGCUUUGGAACAGGGGCUGCAGUAUGUGGACAAUCCCACUGGAGGGAAAGUGGAUCCUGCUGUAGUCCGGAGUACAGUUCUCCAUCCCUGGCCUCACACGAACGUGGUGGACAUGAGCAUGUUGUCGUCGCAGGACAUGGUGCGCAUGCUGCUGUCCCUGCAGCCCUUCCUGCAGGACGCCAUCCAGAAGAAAAGAACGGGGCGGACUUGGGAUAACAUCCAGCACGUGCAGGGUCCACUCACCUGGCAGCAGUUCCAUAAGAUGGCGGGGAGGGGCUCUUACGGUUCGGAGGAGUCUCCAGAGCCUUUGCCCAUCCCCACGGUGCUGCUCGGCUAUGACCGAGAGCGAGACUUCCUGGCGUUGUCCCCUCUGGCUCUGCCUUUCUGGGAAAAGCUUCUUCUGGAGCCCUAUGGAGGACAACGGGAUGCGGCGUAUGUGGUACUUUGUCCCAACAGCCCCUCUCUGUUGGCUGCAGCCCGAACCUACUUCCAGGAGCUCAGUGCUGUUUAUGAGACGUGUCGUCUCGGGAAGCACCGUCCUUUGGCCAAGGUGUCCCGGGAUGGGAUAAUGCGCGUGGGGGAGGAGGUGGAGUCAGAAAGGCUGGAGGAGCUGGAUGUGGGCCAGUGGUUGACGGGUUCCUGGACAGGGGAGCAGCACACAGACAACCUCAGUAAACUCAAACUGUACGCCUACGCCUGCAAGCAGCAGCUCGGUCCUCAGCUGUCAGUCCUACCCUUGGACGGCUCGCUUCUAAUACCACCAAAAGUUCCACCACCCGCGCCGUCGGCCCAGCCGCCCUCCUCCACGUCCGAUGCCGAACCACCUCCGGGGGCUCUGGGUACAGCAAACACCUCCGUCCCAACCGGCGCACCUUCGGGCCAGACCACAGGGGAGACGAUACAAGGAGGGGGCGGUGACUCUAAGGGACCCUGUGGUGGUCCAACAGGCAACACCCCAGCAGAGAACCCUGAAAUCACCGCCGAGCAGUCCCGGAUCGGCAUCCCGACCAGCGCCGACUCGACGGACAGCCGCACCAACCCACCGGCCGUUGUCGUUUACAUCGUGGACGCUUUCCUCAGCUCCACCGGAGCCAGGAACGAAGGAGGGGAGGAAGAGGAAGGCGACGAAGUAGAAGCAGGGAGUGUCUGGCUGCUCGGGCUUCUUCGCUGCUACACGGAGAUGCUCAACACCUUACCCGACACCAUAAGACCUGCACUGGUUCUACAGGUGGUGCCAUGUCAGUACCUCCUCCAGCCUGCCAGCGGGGAAAGCCGUUUGUACCUUCAGCAGCUGCGCUCCUUGGCCUUCUCCUGCUACUCCCAAUGCAGACGCCUGCUGCCCCGGCACACACACAUCAAGUCCCUGACAGGCUUUGGCCCCGUGUCCACAGUCACGUCUGUCCUUAAGAGUCCUGAUCAUCCCAGCCCGGUGCAUCUCUACUCUCCCCCCUUCAUCCUGGGUCCGACCCGAGCCAAGCAGCCGGAACCUGGAGAGAUAUGGGCGGAGGUUCCUCCCAGAUAUAACGUGCUCUUUGUGGGCUACUGCCUGUCACAUGACCAGCGCUGGAUCCUGGUGUCGUGCACUGACCAGCAAGGAGAACUCCUGGAGACGAGCAUCAUCAACAUCGAUGUCCCCAACAGAUCUCGGCGCCCUAAAGUGUCUGCUCGGAAGAUGGGUCUGCAGAAGUUGUGGGAGUGGUGUAUCGGCAUCAUCCAGAUGACGUCGCUACCGUGGAGGAUUGUGAUUGGUCGAUUAGGCAGACUAGGGCAUGGCGAGCUGAAAGACUGGAGCUCUCUCCUCGGGGAGCACUCGUUACAUUCGAUAGGACGCCAGCUCAGGGAGGCCUGUCGCAUGUGUGGGAUCUCCGCCGCCGACACCCCCUCCAUCCUCAGUGCCUGCCUCGUCGCCAUGGAGCCGCAGGGCUCCCUUGUGGUCAUGCCGGACGCCGUGACGAUGGGCUCGGUGUUUGGCCGCAGCACCGCUCUCAACCUGCAGACCUCGCAGCUCAACACGCCUCAGGACGCCUCGUGCACGCACAUCCUCGUCUUCCCCACGUCCGCCACCACCCAGCUGGCGCCCAGCUCCUACCCUACGGAGGACAAUAAUGAUGACAUGUUCGAUCUGCCCUUCCCUGACGAACUGGAGAACGACAUCGGCCAUGACAUGAUGCUGAUCACAGGGAACCUUCAUCCUUCCCCCAACACCUCCCCUGUGCCGUCGCCAGGCUCGCCGUCCGGAAUGGGAAUGGGGUCACAUUUCCAACACACCAGAAGCCAAGGGGAGCGCUUGCUCUCCAGGGACAAUCCUCCAGAAGAGCUGAAGCAGCAGCCGCUGGCUCUGGGCUACUACGUCUCCACGGCGCAGGCCAACGGACUUCCUCAUUGGUUCUGGGCGUCGUGUCCGCAGGCUGAGAACCAAUGUCCUCUCUUCCUCAAGGCGUCGCUGCACCAUCACAUCUCUAUGGUCCAAUCAGAUGAGCUGGUGGCGGACAAGACCAAGAGGACGCCUCACCUGCUGGACUCGAAAACCACCUCUGAUGUUCUGCGGUUCGUCUUGGAGCAGUACAACGCCCUCUCCUGGCUGACCUGCACACCUUCAACCCAGGACCGCCAGUCUUGUCUGCCCGUCCACUUGGCCGUCUUGGUCCAAAUGUACAACGCCAUCCUCAACAUGCUUUAGCUGUGUGCCUACACCUCCAUCUUCCCCACCUCCUCCUCCUCCUCCUCCGUCUGGUCACUGGGACGCCACGGAGGCCAUUCCUGACAUUGGAGCCUUCUCUCCUGGGCCUGGAAUGUAAAUGAGAGAGACAAGAAGACUGCAGAAGACGUUCCGAUAACGGCAGUCACCGAACCUGCACUUGAUAUCAUUUUUGGAGAAAAAUGUGCAGAAGGCUCUUCAAACUGCAUAUUGUGCAACCAGCAAACCUGCAUGCCAACACAAACACACCACCUUCUUCUGUCAAAGAUGUGUGUUUGUUUUCUUGUUUUUGUUCUUUUUUUUUUUUUUUUACAUUUUUCUACAACGGAGAAGCUUUUGCACUUUUUUCCCCCCCUCCCUCACCUACCAAAAGGUUGUGGACAUAAAUGGCGGUACAAAAACAACAAAACACAAAAAAAAGGCGGCAAGGAGGCGUGUGUUCAUAUCAUUUGCAAAGAAUUCAACCUUAUUUUUUAAUAUUUAAAACGAUAUAAAUUGAAAAAUUACCCCCCCCCCCCCCCCUCCCCAUUCUUAUUCAGUGUUAAUUGUCAUUUAAUGCAAUAUUUAUACAAAUUAUAUCAUGUCAUAGAAUUUGAUAUAUGUAUACUUAUUAAUAAAUAUAUAUUACCUCUUCUUCCAAACAGGCACUUACUUAAUGUUAAGGGCACAAGUGGACGCAGAAUGAUCAAUUUUAUUCCAAUUGAAAUUAGUGUUCUCUUCAUGGUUUUUAAUUUAAGGGAUUUACAUGAAAAGAAAAUGACGGAAGAGAUAUUUAUGAGAAAAAAAGUUUAAAAUGAUGUCAUAUAUUAAAAAAAAAAAAAGAAGAAGAAGGCCCGUCCAUUUCACUCAAUAACAAUCUCAGCAUGUUUUGUAUUAUACACCAUUCUGCUGUGUCGGCAUUUUCUAAACUGUACAUUUCAUGCUUUUUUUUUUUUUUUUGCUUUGAGCUUUUGUUUAAUUAUUAUUAUAAAUAUGUAUACAAAUAUAUAUAUAUAUAUACAUACAUAUAUAUAUAUAUAAAGUAUAAAAUCCAUGUUACUUCUCGCCAAGAAUUUCCAAGUGUUUUGUCACAUAAAUUGUACAGACAAAAAAUGCUAAACUUUGUUACAUCCGUCAUCAGUUUGAAUAUGGGACAGAUAUCUGUUACUUUUACACUAUUUUUUAAGUAAAUUAUUAAAAAAAAAAAAAAGACUCUUCGACAUGAA
Molecule: messenger RNA, 8341 nt
Organism: Nerophis ophidion (straightnose pipefish)
Lineage: Eukaryota; Metazoa; Chordata; Actinopteri; Syngnathiformes; Syngnathidae
Product: mediator of RNA polymerase II transcription subunit 13-like
Exons: 31
Coding region: 825-7118 (2097 amino acids)
Biological process (GO): regulation of transcription by RNA polymerase II
Cellular component (GO): mediator complex
Molecular function (GO): transcription coregulator activity
Source: RefSeq, a predicted model, not a curated record